AUAGAACGCGGUAGUUUCAUUUUCGGCCCUUGAAGAUCUUUUGUGAAUGGAUUCUUCUCUUAUUCUAUAAAAAAAACUAGUUAUAUAUUUAUUUAAUUUAUUAUUAUAACAUAUUUUUGUUACUAGACAACAACUACUGAAAGUUUUUUAUGUGUUGUUGCCAGGGCCGCCGAGAAGGGGGGUCAGCCGGGGCAUUUGCCCCGAGGCCCGGUCAUAUUCUGGGGGCCCGGCCACAAGAGAUUUUGAAUUGAAACCUGAAUUGUAUUUUUUAACAGAAAUCUGCAUAUGCAUAUGUAUCUCUAUAGAAGAUUUAAAAAACCAUAUCUACCAUUGAGCAAAAUUUCCUAAUUACGGCACAGUAGCAGAAAGCUCGCUAGGUAAAAAACUGUUUGAGAUCGACUAUGGGUCAAGAUCGUUAGAUCAAUCUCGGUACAUUAGCUCUUGAAGCUCAAUUUGCUAGAAAAAUUUAUUUUGAGCGAGUGAUUGCUAAUAAGAAAAUCCGCAGAGUUUCAUUGUAAUUUGGUUAUUUGAAUAAUAAAUUAUGAAAAUGACUGUGUCUGUAUGAAAAUUAUUCAAAUGUUCUCCUUUCAAAUCUAAGUAAUCAAGAUUGAAAAUGUCUAGUUUAAGAUAAGGGUGAUGGACAACAAAAAUUUCAAUUAUAGGGGCCCGGUCAAAAAAUAUUCCCGGAGCCCGUCGAGGCUAACGGCUUGUUGCUACAAGAGCUGUUGUAAUUCUUUCCUCCAUGUUUGCCUGGUUGCAAAAACAAGGUCUGUGAUACUUCUCCACAAAUAAAAAUUUAAAAAACCAAAACCAAACUAUUCCACAAAACUUUGCGUUUAAUAGGCAAAUUUCGAACUUGGAGCACUAAAUAUGAUAAAAGUGAAGACAAACAUUCACAAGUAACGAAUAUUUUUAGUAGGACAACUAAUUAACUUAGAAAAAAUCAAUUGGAUUCAGUGCAUAUUGUAAUUACCUCCACUCUUUAGAACACUCAAUAAUUCAAAGGUGUUAAUACGUUCCUCACGUAUUUUAAUCUCUUCCAUCAUUUCACAUAAUUAGCCAUAAUGAAUACCUUCCAGCAGUUAAUCUCUACAUCAAUACCCCUAAUUAGUAUCGUUGUCCGUUGCUUAUAAUCAUCCAUCAUUUUUUAAGUUUCUAAUAUGAGUACUACACCAGUAGUGUACUUAGUUAAUUUUCAAGUAUGCAGCUGGGUUUCUUGUUAUUCGUCUUACUUCUGAUAUCAAAAACGUGGUGUUCUCUUCAACCGCUUCCAGAUGAACUAUCUACUCGUCUGUCGCUAGCUCAGUGCAUCGCAAAAGCAGGUACAAUUUUUAUACCCGUUGGCGAAAUUAUAUUGGUAUCGUUACCGAUUAGACAAGUCGGUGAGAAUGAGCCAUCCGCGGUCAUGUUAAAUCAACUUUUGUUUAACACUUUGUUCAGUUUGUGCUAUUGGCCUCUAAUUGUAAUUAAACCGAGUAACAAACGCAUAGACGAAAGUUACCAAGUAAAUAUUCAAAACUAUAUCGUGCAAGUUAGACAAAUAACCGAAUUGAACCAUAGUUUGCAGAAGUUAGAAAAGUAUUCCUCCUGGAAUCCUCACGCAAAAUUUAUGGUGGUAUCUGUAACUGUCUUCGAGGAUAACAUGGUGGCAGCUUCAAAGUUUGUGGAACAAUUGUGGGCUCAUAAAGUGGCCAACGGCAUUAUUUUACUUCCGAGUGCGGAUGACACAACCGUUUUUGAGACUUACUCGUGGUUCCCAUUUGAUGACGGUAACUGUGGGCAGAAUUUUAGUAAAUUACGCAUCGUAGAUCGUUGCCGUUUUGGAAAGAUGACGAAUGGAAAUGGUUGGUUUUCAAACAAAAUACCUCACAAUCUUAAUGGGUGCCCCAUUUAUAUCCGUACAGUCGUUUGGCCACCGUACGUGUUGCCCCCUGAUCCAAACGUCGUGGACGAGUAUAGAUUUUCGGAUGGUUUGGAAAUUUUAUUAGUUAAUACAAUGGCGGAAGUCGCACAUUUUCGCGUCGUGUACACUACGUCGGAGGACAUUCAAGAUUGGGGCCAAAUAUUUUUAAACGGUAGCGCUACAGGUUUAAUGUUACACAUGAAAAAUGAAGAAUCUGACAUAGGCAUUGGUGCUAUCGCGGCAUCAAAAGAAGCUAAUCGUUACUUUGAUGCGGUGACGUAUCCUAUUCCAGAAUCACUAAAGUGGUGUGUCGCAAAAGCGAAGCUGAUACCAUCUUGGAAGUACUUUUUCAACGUAAUUCAACCAGAAACUUAUCUUUGCGUCAUUUUCGCUUUCUUCGCAGUCUCAAUCUGUAUGUGGAGGCUCAGUAGAUACCGACCUGGAGAAUCCACCUCAUACAAAAGCUUUCAAAGUUGCGCCCAAAAUAUGUUUGGCGCUAUGCUUAAUGUACCGAUCAAGAUUGUACCACGAACAAAUUUUCUACGUGCCAUGUUCUUAGUGUGGAUUUUUUUCACUUUGCACAUCAAUGUAGCUUACCAAACAUUUUUGAUGAGUGUUUUCUCGCAUCCGCAAUACGAGCAUCAGCUUAACACGGUUGAAGAGCUAUUCAAUAAUAACCUCAGCUUAUGGUGUUUACCUACGUAUAAACAAUUUUUUAACAACAAAGACUGGGUUACUCUCAAUGUGAUGCGUCAAUGGAAAGAUUGCACGGAUAUAAAUAAGUGCCUACACUUCACUGCUUACGAACAAACUGCAGCAACAUGCACCCCACGUUUAUACCUAAAGUACAUUUCCAACUUGUACGUCGACAAAGAUCAUAAUUCACUUCUGCACUGCUUCGAGAAUAGUAUAGCAACUUUUCCGUUACAAAUGUUGAUGAGGAAAGGUUUUCCAUUUCACAGAUAUUUCUCAAAGUUAGUCGGAUGGAUUUCCGCUGCUGGAUUUACCGCACAUUGGGAAAAGAAAAUUUUUCAGUACAUCGAAGAAGAGGAUUUAAGCGAUCUCCAAGAGGACAGUCGGGCACUUUUCACAAUAGAAAUAAAUCACCUAAUACUUUUAUUUGUUAUGCUGGGUGUAAGUUAUGUUGUUGGAUUGAUAGUUUUGCUUCUGGAAAUCUACUAUGAUAAGAAAAAAAUUUCGCAAUUGCCAUAUUUGAAAUAGAAGCUUUAUAAUUAGUUACCUGAUGUACUUAGUAAUAAGUGAAAAAUUGUGUGGAAUAAA
Photinus pyralis (common eastern firefly) is the source of this 3184-nucleotide messenger RNA. RefSeq lists its product as uncharacterized. The transcript has a single exon. Gene Ontology annotation, molecular function: ligand-gated monoatomic ion channel activity. Lineage: Eukaryota; Metazoa; Arthropoda; Insecta; Coleoptera; Lampyridae. The record is from RefSeq and is a predicted model, not a curated record. Gene Ontology annotation, cellular component: membrane. Bases 1202 to 3124 code for a protein of 640 amino acids.